AUGGAGGAGCUCGCGCACGGCCUCGCCGCCACCAACAGCCCCUUCCUGUGGGUGGUCAGGGAGUCCGAGGUCGACAAGCUCCCCCGGGAUUUCGAGCCGGGGGAGAGGGGCCUCGUGGUGGCGUGGUGCGACCAGCCGGAGGUGCUGGCCCACCGCGCCGUGGCGUGCUUCUUGAGCCACUGCGGGUGGAACUCGACUCUGGAGGCGGUCGGGCACGGGGUGCCUGUGGUGGCCGUGCCGCAGUGGAUGGACCAGAAGACGGACGCCAAGUUUAUUGAGGAUGUGUGGGGAGUUGGGGUUGGGAUGGGAUUGUGUGAGAGUGGGAUUGUGGGGAGGAAGGAGAUUACGGUGUGUAUUGAGGGAGUUGUGGGAGGGGAGAGAGGGGUUGGGUUGAGAAGGAAGGUUUGUGAGUUGAAGAGAUUGGCUAAGGAGGCUGUGGGAUGUGCUGGGACUUCUACUAGUAAUAUUCAGCAUUUUGUAGAGGAACUUUUGCUUAGGUAG
Messenger RNA from Salvia splendens (bonfire salvia), 501 nucleotides. Its product is annotated as UDP glycosyltransferase 9. Gene Ontology annotation, molecular function: UDP-glycosyltransferase activity. The transcript has a single exon. Lineage: Eukaryota; Viridiplantae; Streptophyta; Magnoliopsida; Lamiales; Lamiaceae. The coding region runs from base 1 to 501 and encodes 166 amino acids. The record is from RefSeq and is a predicted model, not a curated record.